AAAACAGAGCACCUAAGUUAUUUAAUCUCUGAUAUUCCGUGUUUAACAGUGGUAAUGUACUAUUCCGCGGCGCCUAGUUGAAACAAGAGGUCAGAAUUGUUCGAAAAAGAUGUCGUGUCCUGUACCAAACAGAAAAAUUGGAAUCAUCGGCAGUGGUCUUAUUGGAAGAUCAUGGGCCAUGCUUUUCGCGUCAGUGGGAUAUAAAGUCUACAUAUACGAUAUCCUACCUCAACAGAUUGAAACGGCAUUAAUCGAUGUGGAGAAUCAAUUGAAUCAGCUGGAAAAGACAGGUUUACUCAGAGGAAAACUUACAGCAGCUCAGCAAUUUAACUGCAUUAAAGGCUCGACAAAUCUGAAAGAGGCCAUAAAAGAUGCCCUCCUCGUUCAAGAAUGUGUUCCUGAGAACCUAGAACUUAAAAGGAAGGUAUGGAAAGGCGUAGAUGACAUUGCCAGUCCUGGUACAAUUUUCUCCAGCUCGACGUCUACAUUCCUACCAUCAGCUUUUAGCGACCAUUUACAACAUAAAGAAAAUAUUAUCGUUUCUCAUCCAGUCAAUCCACCCUACUAUGUACCUUUGGUUGAAGUAGUUCCUGCUCCAUGGACCAAACCGGAAGUAGCAAAGAAAACCAGGGCGAUCAUGGAAGAAAUCGGACAAACCCCAGUGUCCUUUUCAAGAGAAAUUCCCGGGUUUGCUGUGAAUAGAAUACAAUACGCGAUCCUCAACGAGACUUGGAAUUUGGUAAACGACGGCGUCCUUGACGUCAAAGACAUCGACAAAGUCAUGUCUGACGGUCUGGGAAUGAGAUACGCGUUCCUAGGCAUUCUGGAAACGACGCACUUGAACGCCGAGGGCUUUGUGGAGUACUGCGAGAAAUAUUCGAAAACAAUUUACGCAGUGAGCCAGGACUUCAAAGAGACGCCAAAAUUUGAGGGAGAUCAGGUGCCUGUAGUAGCGAAGCAGUUAGAGGCACAGAUUCCGCUGAAUAAGCUGCAAGCCAGGAGGGAUUGGAGGGAUCAGUGUUUGGUGAAGCUUAGUCAGUUGAAAAAGGAAAUGGAGGAUGAAUGGAAAAAAUUAAAUCAGUAGAUUUAUUCUGACUUAAACGAAUUUUAAAUCAAAAUAUUUUUUUUGUUAAUUGUUAAUGUUGAAUAUAUAAAUAUAAUGUAUGAUUAAAUGUAUUUGUUACACA
Molecule: messenger RNA, 1187 nt
Organism: Sitophilus oryzae (rice weevil)
Lineage: Eukaryota; Metazoa; Arthropoda; Insecta; Coleoptera; Curculionidae
Product: lambda-crystallin-like
Exons: 5
Coding region: 110-1084 (324 amino acids)
Biological process (GO): fatty acid metabolic process
Molecular function (GO): NAD+ binding; oxidoreductase activity, acting on the CH-OH group of donors, NAD or NADP as acceptor
Source: RefSeq, a predicted model, not a curated record